AAAAAUAAAUAUUUCAAUUAGUUAUUAAAAAAACAAAAACAAAAAUUCGAAAUUCCUUAUCAUUUUAAUUUUAAUAAUAUUAAUGAUUCAAAAUGAAUUAUAUUUUAUUUAAAACUGUUAAAUAAAUGAAAAUAACCAAAUAAAUGAAUAUUAAUAAUUAUUUAUAUACAUAUAUAUAAGUAAUAUAAAAUUAUGUUUAAUCUAUCAGGUGAUCUAUUGUGAAAAUAUAGUUACUUAACCUCAUCAAAAAUAAUAAUUUUGUAAUAGCAAAAGAUAAAAAAAAUAAACAUGAAUGUUCUUGUAAAAUCUCUGAUAUCAAUAGUUAAACCAGUACCUCUACGACGUAUUUCAAUAACUUGUAUAUAUUGUAAAGAUGAUUUUCAAGAUGUAAUUCAUCCAGAAAGCCAAGAACCAAAUAUACCAUUAUAUGUAAAACGUAAUGAAGAAAGUAAAGAUAUAAAAAAAGCUCGAUUAUUGUAUCAAUCUCGCAAACGUGGCAUGUUAGAAAAUGGUCUUCUUUUAAGUACAUUUGCUAAAAAAUAUUUAUGUGAUUUUGAUGAUAAACAACUUCAAUUAUAUGAUCAUCUUAUCAAUUUGCCAACCAACGAUUGGGAUAUAUUUUAUUGGGCUACAGGCGCAAAACCAACUCCACCUGAAUUUGACAAUGAAGUUAUGGAUUUGUUAAAAAAACAUAUCAAAAAUGAAGACCGUCAAGCAAGAAUAAUGCAACCUGAGUUAUAAGUAUAUAGAACUUAGUAACUGUACUUAAUAGCUUCAAUUUUCAAUUUAAUCUUAAAAAAUAAAAUUAUGAUAAUAUAAAAAAUUAUUUGAGUUUUUAGGAUAUUUUUUGUUUAUAAACAUAUAAAAAUAUAAUAGUAUUUAUAUUAUAAAUAUAAUAUUUACAAUUAUAGAAUUUAUAAAAAUAUAUAAUUAUAAUGUUA
This is a messenger RNA of Apis dorsata (giant honeybee), 941 nucleotides long. RefSeq names its product succinate dehydrogenase assembly factor 2, mitochondrial-like. The transcript has 3 exons. Bases 289 to 741 code for a protein of 150 amino acids. Gene Ontology annotation, biological process: tricarboxylic acid cycle; mitochondrial respiratory chain complex II assembly; protein-FAD linkage. NCBI's taxonomy places the organism in Eukaryota, Metazoa, Arthropoda, Insecta, Hymenoptera, Apidae. Gene Ontology annotation, cellular component: mitochondrion. The record is from RefSeq and is a predicted model, not a curated record.